CACAAAAGGACACACAAGAUGUCUGACAGGAACUCUGUGGAGGAUCUAUCAGGCGACAGAGCUCAGAAUUCAGAGAACUGACUUACAUGACUCUAUGGCGGAAAGGGAAUGUGGUUUUGCUCCCCUGGUGUUCAGACUGCACGGAGGAGCUCCACAGGUGGUACGUGAGGUGCUGUUGGAGCGUGGCUGGGAGGAGUAUGAUGAAGAGGAGCAGGAGGAAGGAGACUGGAACCUCUACUGGAGAGCCUCUGGCUUCCGUAAGUCAGACUACGAAAACAUCCUGCCAUGGCAGAGACUGAACCACCAUCCCAAAAUGAGCCAGAUUACACGCAAGGACUGUCUGGCACGACACAUGAGAAGAAUGAAGAUUGCUUUCGGCACAGCCCUGUACGACUUCAGCCCUGCUGCUUUCAUAUUGCCAAAUGAAUACACAAAGUUUCUUGGGGUGUACACUAGGAAUCGCAUGACUGACAGAGGGAAGUCCCGCUACUUUACAGAAAAGUACACCCUUGCUUCUUUAGAGAGCCUGUACUCUCAUUUGACGAAUACCAGCAUUAAUAAGUUUGGAAUGUGCUACGCCACGGACAAAGAGCGAGUGGGUCGAGGAUGCAAGUGGACCAUGAGCAGAUUCCGCAGUUUUCUUCACAAACAAGAUAUCAACGAACUUCUGCUGUGGCACAGGAUCAGCAAUAUCGUUACGUUGACUCUACUCACAGCCGUUCCUUGCGUUCCUUCCAACCCCAACUGUCUAGAACUGUUGGGGUUUGACAUCCUCAUUGACGCCAGCUACAAACCGUGGCUUCUAGAGGUCAACUACAGUCCUGCACUUCCAUUGGACUGCCCUGCUGACGUAAGUGUCAAGAAAGGGCUGAUCAGUGAUAUCAUUGACCUGAUGAACUACAGGAUGGUUGAUCGUUACAGACAGAAGGGAUACUGCAGGCAGAGAUCGGGUAGCCGGUAUUUACGGCCAAAAAUCUCUCAAGGGUUUUUGUUGCCCAAGACUUUACAUGCAACUCCGUUAGGCAACAAAAACAGGAAUCAGUCUAUCUCAAACUCUUCAAGUUCUCAAGACACUUCUGUAAAUGUUUGUGCUAGUAAUGACAUCGGUUAUGUUACUUGGCCCAUUCACUCCAAUUCGAAAUCUAUUGGACAUGAAAAGGCUCCUCAGAAGUUUGAGGACAUUAACGACGAGGUGGAAUCCGAUGGCCUGAAACUCACAACAUUUAACAGCAUGAGGCAAUCGCACAGAAAUGCACCAUCUACCGUAUGCAAGUUACCAUCUCUUCACGUACAUAAACUCAAAUCUCCAGCCGUCCCAUGGAACAGCAUGACUCAAGACAGAGGCAUCCCUCCUUGUCGCGUUGGGGACUUCAUACUGACGUUUCCUUUUAAUGAGGCUACGUGGAAAGCCUCUCAGGACCAAGCGGAUGUUAAGGCUAUUGUGAAUGAGGUUCAUAAACUCACAAACCGACUGGCAUCUUCCUUUAGUGAAAAAGAGAGGACGAAGAUGGAAAGCGGUCAGAGCAUUGAUGUCCGGGACAAAUUUGAGCCUCUGCUUUGGGGGCCGAAAGAUCCACCUCUUCUCAGCAAAUGCUGCUCCUUGAAUUCAGAAGUCAAGUAA
Messenger RNA from Sinocyclocheilus grahami, 1621 nucleotides. Its product is annotated as probable tubulin polyglutamylase TTLL2. Gene Ontology annotation, biological process: microtubule cytoskeleton organization; protein polyglutamylation. Gene Ontology annotation, cellular component: ciliary basal body. The coding region runs from base 95 to 1621 and encodes 508 amino acids. Gene Ontology annotation, molecular function: tubulin binding; tubulin-glutamic acid ligase activity. The record is from RefSeq and is a predicted model, not a curated record. The transcript is spliced from 3 exons. Lineage: Eukaryota; Metazoa; Chordata; Actinopteri; Cypriniformes; Cyprinidae.